AAUAGUCAAAAUCAUUGAGCAUUUUUUGGACUUUGACAAGAUGAUAAGAGCCAAGUGGCUUGUAAAGGAGUUGCACGAGCUUCUACCUUCAAGAUGGUCACAUUUUUAUAUUACCAAUAACAAGAAUCGUUUGAGUAGCUAUACUACUAACCUUUCCCAUCCUUGUUUGAAGAAACUCCAUACUUCUGCUGCUGAUUUUCAAGUACAACAGAGCGAUCCAAUGGUGGUGGGUAUGACUCCUCGUAGGAAACUUCCACAUAACUUUGGAUUUGUUGUAGUACCACAGCAGUGGAACUACAUCGUAGAACGUUUUGGGAAGCUCCACGUUAAACUAGAACCCGGACUUCAUUUUUUGAUACCAUUUAUUGAUAGGAUUGCAUAUGUCCACAGUUUAAAGGAGGAAGCAAUCAGCAUUCCUAACCAAAUGGCUAUUACUAGAGAUAAUGUGACUAUUCAUAUUGAUGGAGUGCUCUAUGUUAAAGUGGAAGAUGCAGUCUUAGCUUCUUAUGGUGUAGAGAAUCCAUACCGUGCACUUGCUUUAUUGGCACAAACAACUAUGAGAUCUGAGUUGGGAAAACUUUCUCUCGAUAAAACUUUUGAAGAAAGGGAAGCACUCAAUGCUCGCAUCGUCAAUGCCAUUAAUGAUGCCGCAAGAGAUUGGGGAAUGCGUUGUCUUCGUUAUGAAAUACGAGAUAUUAGUCCUCCUGCCAACGUUAGAAAAGCGAUGGAAUUACAAGCUGAGGCUGAGAGGCGUAAAAGAGCUCAGAUCCUCGACUCUGAAGGAGAACAACAAAGUGACAUUAAUAUAGCAGAAGGAAGAAAGAGAGCAACUAUAUUAUCUUCUGAGGCAGUCCGUGCUGAACAAAUCAACAGGGCAAAUGGUGAAGCGGAAGCCAUAUUGCUAAAGGCAAACGCCACUGCGAAGGGAAUAGCUACAGUAGCAGCAUCUAUUAGAGCAAAUGGAGGCUUAGACGCGGUGUCUCUUCGAAUAGCAGAACAAUACAUUGCAGCAUUCUCCAACCUUGCUAAAGAAAGUAAUACUAUAUUGCUUCCUUCAAAUACUAAUGAUGUGAGCAGUAUGGUUAGUCAGGCUUUGUCCAUAUUCAAAGCCCUCACUAGGAAUGAAUCAUUCAACGCCAAACCAGAUAAAACUGAAGGAAGAGAUACGCAAGAACAGCAAUCCGCUCAUUCACAAGAAAGCCAAAGCGAUAUAUAUUCUGUGUCGCCUAUACUGCGUGGAGAUUCCAAUCGUUCCAAUUCAACUUGAAACUUUGACUCAAGUUAUUGACAUU
Messenger RNA from Galdieria sulphuraria, 1292 nucleotides. RefSeq lists its product as uncharacterized. Gene Ontology annotation, cellular component: membrane. The record is from RefSeq and is a predicted model, not a curated record. The transcript has 3 exons. The coding region runs from base 41 to 1267 and encodes 408 amino acids. Lineage: Eukaryota; Rhodophyta; Bangiophyceae; Galdieriales; Galdieriaceae.